UCUGCCUACCAUUAUAAGAAGAGCAGGAAUUUCAACUUCUUUAAGUUAUUUCAAAACUCAAGAAUUGAAGUACCCCAAUCAUGGAGGAUACCAAUCUCACCACAUUGGAUCUCAAUGUAACAGCCAAUGACAAUCAAACUGGAUACCAAUAUGUCAUCUCAACCUCUCAAGUAUCUUUUCUUGUUGUCAUGGCGAUAGUUAUCAUUGCGUGCAACCUUGGUGUUCUGCUGGUGCAUCAUUUGACCCCAGCACUGCAUGUACCCAUCAGUGUCUUCAUCAAGUCUCUGGCGUACGCUGACCUUUGGGUGGGAGUCAACUGCGCGCUCAACAUAGGUGUGACUUAUGCAGGAGGAUUCGCAGGAGGAUGGCCAUACGGCCUUUGGACAUGCGAGCUGAUCGGAUACCUCCUGCUUGUGGUAGUCCUGGUUAGCAUCACGACCCUGACCUGCAUCAGUGUGGAACGCUACACAGCCAUCCAGAAUCCAGUCAACUACCGCGCCUUUGUGACCUACAAGCGGACUCGCAUCUGUGUCAUCAUGGUCUGGGUGCUGUGUGGUCUUGUCUUCUUGCCGGCAUUCUUCAACUGGGGCAGGGACAUCGACAUCCAGGGAAGCUGUCCUCUCUUCUGGCGGUACAACAUCUCUUUUGGAUUUUUUCUCAUCUCCAUCUUAAUCAUCCCAAACCUCCUGGUAUCCAUUAUCUGCUACAUCCGCAUCAUCCACACCCUGGUUGCUAGGCAACGCUGGCUGCAAACCACUGGAAGCACGUACAAGGGCUCUCCGCAACAGAUUGCUAACCAGAAGCAACAGGAGAAACUCAUGGCCAAGAUCGGCCUGGCCAUCAUGAGUGCCUUCUACAUCACCUGGUUGCCCUACGUAGCAUCUAGUUUCAUCCGCUACCUUGCUCUUGCUGAUAUCCCUCAAGGACUUUACAAUGGAACCUUGUAUCUUGGAAUCAGUAACAGCUUCCUCAACUGCAUCAUCUACAGCAUCUCACAUCAGGCUUUCCGAGAUGGUUUCAAGAGCUUGAUCAAGCGAUGCUGUUGCCCUAAGCAGAAUACAUCUUCUCAGAUGGAGUCUUCUGGUUGGAGCAGGAGAAGAACAGGAAGCAACAGUCCAUCUACAGUCCAUGAAACAUCCAUACAUAUUCACAAAAUUGAUAUGAAUCAGAUUGAAAGCCAACCUCUAAAAGGGAUAAAACCAUUGGUAUAGAGACCAGUAUAUGAACUAAAAGUCAGCAUAUGUGAAUAAAAGAUAUCACCUGGAUAUUCUUUUAGAUCAGAAUAAAAAAGGAUCCAAGAAUUUUAUGGAAACACAGUAUAAAGAGCUGAUUUAAUUUGCAUCAUGCCCAAUUUCAUGUUUAUCCAAAACAGUGGAGUAGAAGCUGUGCUAUGGCACCUAUAUGUAUAUUCCAACUCAUAACUUUAUUUAAAACUGACUUCAGAAACAGAAGGAAGCCUACUUUAUUUACAAACACAUAUAAACAUGACAUUUUAAUGAUUAAACCCUUGGUUGAUAAAAUGUCUGAAAUGCUGAUAAAAUUACCCGGUAUUUAAAACUGAAAAAUAUUGCUGAUGCAUAGAACUGUACAGUGUACAUCAAAUAUUCAUGCUUAUUCCUUGAAAUAUUUUCUUCUUUCUUGAUAGAAAUGUGGGUGUACCAAUAUAAAUUGUUUCAUAUGUAACUAAUUCAUGACUAAUUCUGGCUCUGAACAAGCAGACUCAUUAAGAAGUUUUGUACAUAAUGUACCAUCCAAAAGCUACUGUAUUGCCUACAAAUACAUAUUUCAAAUUAGCUUUCCAUGUAUAACCAUGAUCUUUUAUCCAUAAUUAUUAUGUUAACAAUAAUAAAAUGUUAUAUUGUGUACAUAUAUAAAUAAACAUGGGGAAUUUACCAACCUAUAAAAUUUACUCUCAUAUGAAAAUAGUUAAAAUUAUAAAUGGUUAUCUGGAGUAAUAAUGAAAUGUUUCAAGUAGUAAUGAAAUGAUUCUUUGAGAACAAGUACUUUAAAGUUGUCAACAAAUAGUAAAGAUGUCAUGGUCUAGUGGAUACGUCACAGACUGUGGAUCACAUGGUUUGAGGUUCGAGUCCCACUGGGGCACCAAUGUCCUUUGGCAAGAUUUGAAUCUGCAUUUGUCACUCUCCCCCCAGUUGAUGUAAAUGAA
Molecule: messenger RNA, 2164 nt
Organism: Strongylocentrotus purpuratus (purple sea urchin)
Lineage: Eukaryota; Metazoa; Echinodermata; Echinoidea; Camarodonta; Strongylocentrotidae
Product: G-protein coupled receptor 52
Exons: 1
Coding region: 81-1211 (376 amino acids)
Biological process (GO): neuropeptide signaling pathway
Cellular component (GO): membrane
Molecular function (GO): neuropeptide receptor activity
Source: RefSeq, a predicted model, not a curated record